UCAAAUAGACCGGACUGAAUGUGCGUGUAAUAUCAUGGCGCCCGUUAAGGGCUUUCUUGCACGAUCAGAUUUUCCUCUGUAUGCUGUUCGUGCUCUUGAUUGUUCACAUUUUCUGGUUGCUGGUGGGGGAGGCCAAGCAAAAACUGGGGUACCGAAUGCCAUCGAAAUAUAUGAACUAAAACAAACAGAAGAGUCAGUCCAAGCCUCAAGUAUAUGUCGACAUGAUGCAGGCUCAGAGGCCAUCAUGAACUGUAGUUCAUUCUAUGAUGGCAGAAACUACAUCAUAGCAUGUGGCCAAGAUGAAAAGUGCAAGAUCUACUCGGUCAGGUAUAAAGUUGUGUCCCCAAGCAAAGCAAACUCAGAUGGGAAAAGUGAAGGUGACAUACGAAAACGCAAAGGAGGAUCAGAUGGAGAUGAAGUUAAAAGCAGCCUGAACGAUACCAAAUACCUCACUUUUGAUGUACAACUAAUACAAUCAGUGCAGACAGACUUUGACAAAGAUGGAGGGUUCCAGAAGGUUGUGAGAUUCAGUCUUGAUCACAGUUUUGUAGCAACAGGUGGUGCUGAUGGGUUUCUUCGUGUGUGGAAGUAUCCAGACAUGAAGAAAAAAUUUCAAGUUCAGGCACACAAAAGUGACAUAGAUGAUCUGGACAUCAGCCCUGCUGGAGACAGGAUUGUCACAGUGUCCAGAGAUGGAACAGGGAUGGUGUGGAAUGUUAAAGAUGGACAGCACCACUGUGAUCUAUUAUGGCCAGUGAAGGAAGCAGUUCAUUAUCGAUUCAGAUGCUGCAGGUAUGGAUUGAUAGAAGGAAAGAAAGAUAAGUUCAACUUGUACACACUAAGCAUUCCAGUAAAACGUUCCAGUAAACCUGAUUUGUGCUACAUUUCACUGUGGGACAGCAACAGCAUACAGAUGAAAAAGACUGCCAACACAGGGACGGAAGUCUUGUCAGCACUUGCAGUCAGUGAUGAUGGGAUUUAUCUUGGUGUUGGCACAAUAUCAGGCAGUGUUUCUGUUUAUAUAUCUUUUAGCUUACAGAGGCUGUAUCAUGUAAAAGAGACUCACAGCAUUUUUGUGACCGGUUUAGAAUUUCUGCCCAUGUCUGAAGCGACUCGAGCAAUAGUUGGCAGUCAAGACUUUAGUAUGCUCAGUGUUUCUGCUGACAAUACCAUCAAGAUUCAUCACAUGCCAGAGAGGAGCACAUUGAUGACACAGACCAAAACAUAUCAGCAAACAGCUGGCUAGAGACACAACAGACAUAAAAGAUGGAAAAAACUGUGCCUGAAGCAUACCAGGGAUUUGGCAAAAGAAAGGACUAGUAGACUGUGACCAGGUAAAGAUCAAUUUCAGAAGAGAUCUGUUCAGAUUCUGAUGAGGUAGCACAGAAAAUACAGGGCAGUCAUAGUACGCACUAACUUGACACCAGAGAUCUGUUGAUAGCCCAGUGGUAAUACAUGUUCUAAUGGCAAAAUCUUUUUAAGAUAAAAUGGACCAGCAGCACAAGAGCUUAAUUUUAUGAGUUUAUUCUUGAAAUCUAUGACAAAGCAUUUUGUGUAUUUGACACAUUUUCAGCAUUUGGUUUCCCUCCCUGUAUUGAUUAGAAAGUAAGCAUUCUGCAUGUUUAUGCUAGUUUCCAGUGACUUUCUAAAGGCUACAUUACUUCAACUGAGACAAACAAAAUUCUUUCUAAUCCACAAAGAGUUUUUUGUUAAAAUAUAAAGCAUUUCUAUGAGCAUAUACUGGUGAAUAGUGUUAUUUAGGCAGUGAACAUAACUGAUUAACAAUGGCUGGGGCAAAGCUAAAGCUCUUCUUCUGCCUUUUCCUUACCUGAUAAAUCAGGCAUUAACUUCUACUGGGUGGGCAGUGUUUGUUUCCCAGUCUCAGGCCUGAACAGGUCUUAAACAAGUGACCAACUCCCCAGCUUUAUAAAUAUAAAGUAUUUCUUUUCUUUCAGAAAGUCUAGAUAAAGUGAACAGAUCAAUAAAAGUCUGCAAAGUUUCAGGGUAAAUUAAGUGAAGAGCAUACUAUCGAUGAGCUCACAUUUGAUAAGUGUAGAGUGUUAAAUUAUUUGGUAGCUGUAAGAAUCAAAUUUAAAAUAUACUUUUGUGAAUGUUGUAUUUUCCUGUUUAUUCUGAAAUUAAUGAAAUCUGGAUCAAAAACUGAGACAAUACUACAGUGAAUCUACCAAUCCAGAAGGUUGCAGUCUGGUCUCUAAAACUUAAAACCAAAGCUUUACACAUAUUUAUGUGAUUGAAUGAAGAUGAUUUAUUUAUAAGAUUUUCUUUUUUCCUUUUGACCAUAAUUAUAAAAGGAAAUGUUUUAAUGACCAAACAUUUGCUUUUGGGAGGUCAGGUAGACGGGGCUUAUUACCGGCUGCCUUAGUGGUCAUCCUUUGUUAAUUGCUUCCACCUAGCCCAGCUAGUACAAAUACUCUUACUUCCUUCCCUGAAUCAACCAUUCUUUCCAGUUGAAUGAAUGCUAUUACUAUGAAUUAUCUUUGCUACAUUUGAAGUGAUGUAGCUAUAACUUUUUUGAAAAUCAUAUGAAACUGCAGCUGCCAUGUGAAUGCAUCUUGAUUAUAGGCAGAUUUGAGUUCAAAGGGGUAGAAGACUGGGUAGAAUGAACGUGACACCAGCACCAAAUUCGUUUUCUCAGCACAGCACAGAAAUACUUCUUAAUGUUUCGUACUUUCUGUUCUUUUCACGAUAGGAAAGACAGCAUACAACUAGAGAUUUCCAGGAUGCAUUGCUAAUUCCUAGAACAUGGCUUUAGAUUGAAGUGUUGACCAUGCAGGAUUACCUCUCCUUUGACAUCUUUCUGACAAAAUUUUAUGAGUGAAUUCCCUUGAGCAUAGGAUUUAUCGCCUUAUAUGGUUUGAUAAUCAUUUUCAGUCAUGCCCAUGAUACCUGCAUGUAUAUUCAAAACAUUGCUUUCUGAAAAUGAAAUCUUUAAAAUGAAAUUUGAAUAUUCAAAUUUUGUGUUCCAUAAAAGAAUCCACAUUGUUUGGUAACAGGCUUUUCAGCAUGGUUUAUAUUGGGAAAUACUGCAUGUGAUAAGUCAUUUUAACUAAGAAUAUUGACUAUAACCAAUUUUGUACUAU
Molecule: messenger RNA, 3101 nt
Organism: Pomacea canaliculata
Lineage: Eukaryota; Metazoa; Mollusca; Gastropoda; Architaenioglossa; Ampullariidae
Product: prolactin regulatory element-binding protein-like
Exons: 9
Coding region: 35-1246 (403 amino acids)
Biological process (GO): protein secretion
Cellular component (GO): endoplasmic reticulum membrane
Molecular function (GO): GTPase activator activity; protein binding; guanyl-nucleotide exchange factor activity
Source: RefSeq, a predicted model, not a curated record